GCAAUGUUAUUAAUUUAUAGAUCAAGGACGAAUUUGAAAGAAUGGGCAUUGUUUCCAAAGAAGCUGCAUUAGAGAGGCUAUUGCAAGUUGUUGAAAAGUUGUAUCCCGGUUCAGAUAUUCCGUCUGCCCUAAUACGAUUUCAUAAGAACACUACCAGAAAAGGAGUGUUGUGUCCGAUUGUUAUUGCUAGUUCUGAAGAUAACGUCUCUUCUCCUGGGCCGCAACUCAUUUUAGGAGAGAAAAUAACAUUUGUUGAUAAAGGGAAAGUAAUUGCGAUUGGUCAUCGGCAUAAUGAUUCCCUACACGUGCUUCAACUAAUUGCUUAUUAUUAUAUUAUGGACUUGUCGUACCCAAGAUCGUUUGGGGGAGUUUUGGGACUGUUGCAGCAUUACGUCUUGCAAAUACCAUUUGCUUGUACAAAUAAGCUUUGGUUAAAAAAAUGCCAAGUCUUGUAAAGGGUUUUGUUGUA
This is a messenger RNA of Hydra vulgaris (swiftwater hydra), 469 nucleotides long. NCBI's taxonomy places the organism in Eukaryota, Metazoa, Cnidaria, Hydrozoa, Anthoathecata, Hydridae. The record is from RefSeq and is a predicted model, not a curated record.